GACAUGUAUCUUGUCAGUAUAUCCUGAAUCUUUGAUAUGACUCACCGUGGCGGUCAGAGUUCAGAAUUUUUGUCGUCUGGUGACCUACUAGAUACUAGUUAAAGUCAUAAACCCCUAAAAUUGUUAUUUUAAAAAUGUUAUUUUAACCUUAACCACAAUGCUAACCUCAUGCCUAACCUUAAAUUAAGACCAAAAACACAUUUUUGUUUUCAUUAAUUUUAACGAUAUAUUCAUUACGCAAAUUCAGUUGCAUAACAUGUAUUUAUCGGAAGCAAACGGAACGAAACGGGAGGGACCUACCCUAAUUUGUCCAAUAUAAACUCUUGUUUUGCAACUGUUUGGCUAAUGAUUACACCCGUGGUGUGCACACAGUCAUUGGGUGUGCAUGAGAAAGAAGGAUGCAAAUAUAAAGUUAUUGGCCGAGCAUAUUUAUUUUCUGCGUGAGUUAGCUAUGAAUCGCAUUGAGUUGCCAUUCGCUGUCCCGUUGGCUUGAAAUUUAGCUAGCUAGCUUUCUGGUUUAAUUACACUGAAAAGGAUUCACUGAAACGCAGGUUGUGAUCUCCAGUAUUGGUGCCCAUCAUGGCAGGAGGCAUCACAGAGACAGGGGAGCUCUACUCCCCAUAUGUGGGCUUGGUAUACAUGUUUAAUCUGAUCGUGGGCACGGGGGCACUGACGAUGCCCAAGGCCUUUGCCCAAGCAGGUUGGGCGGUCAGCCUGGUGCUCAUCUCCUUCCUGGCGUUUAUGAGUUACAUGACCACUACGUUUGUGAUCGAGGCCAUGGCAGCGGCCAACGCUCAGCUGCGCUGGAAGAGGAGGGAGCAGGAAGAGGUCCAAGACAGCGACUCCACCUCUGAUUAUUCGGAUGAUGAUGUUCUCGUCCGGGGACGAUCAGAGCCAGAGACGAGGCCCAUUUUGUCAGUCCAGCGAACAGGAGGAGGACACGUUGAUCACUUUGACAUUGUGGAGAGGGUUGAGAUGGGUCAAAUGGCCUCCAUGUUCUUCAACAAAGUUGGUGUCAACAUGUUCUACAUCUGCAUGGUAGUCUACCUGUAUGGAGACCUGGCUAUCUAUGCUGCUGCUGUACCCAUAUCACUAAUGGAAGUAGCCUGUGGUAACCAUUCAUGCAGUGCUGGCAGUGUGAAAUACAACGACACUGACUUGUGCUGGGGCCCUGUCACCAGGAAAGACGCCUACAAGGUGUUUCUGAGCAUCUUCACUGUGAUGUUGGGCCCUUUCGUCUUCUUUGAUGCACAGAAGACCAAAUACCUCCAGAUCCUCACCUCACUCAUGCGUUGGAUCGGGAUGGAUGGAUAGGUGAAGAGCCUCAGAGGCACUAUUUAUUACCCUUACAGCCAUGGCAUAUGGAUCCUACUGUAUGCUGGGAAAGGAGAAAUCAUGCAUUCUGAGAACACUGUCCUCCCACUGUCACAUUUGUUUUUCUAGACAUGGUGAACUACACCACCACCCCAGCCAGCCCUGUGUGGAGUAACCUCCGGCUCAAUAGGAAAAGAGGCUGUGAAAUGAACUAGGGCUGUUACUCUCUCUGGAGAAACGAAUAGCUUAAACCACAGGCCCCAGACCGCAAUGAUCAGUGGAUCCCUAUCCAGUCCAUCCCAUUGUCUUGGUUUAGGGAGUAACCAGGGAGCUUUACAGCUACCUAUUGCCAUUUCAAGCAGAGAGAGAUGGUAAUAUUUGUUUUUGAAGGUCAAGGAGGGAACUCUACUAGUGGCUGGUUGAGCGGAACCUAAGAGUUCGCCCAGAGAGGCUAAUGUAUAGUGCGUCUCACGGGGAACGUUGAAAUAUGGUUGGGCGUUCAUGAACUUUCCAACACCAGCACAGUUCAGAAGUUAAAGGAAAACUCCAGAUUGGAAUGCAUCAUUCCUUUUCUUGUCACAACAGACAUUACUUAUAGUCAACACUGACCACGGAAUUGUUCAGAGAGAAAAUCUGUCUUAGUUUGACACUUUUAUCUCUUUCAGAAACAAAACAUAAACACAGCUCAGAUCCUAGGUCCACUUUACUCACAUCUCUGCUGAGUUUUGAUAUGUAGAGAAAUAAAUGUGGCCAGCUUUUUGGGCACCUGUUCCUGUUUACUAUUGAUGCCCAGUGUUUCAUUUUGUAAUGAGAACUUUGAUUUGAUAGUGAACAAAAUGUAUAGGACUUGAUUAGGGAAAAACUUGUAGGAUGUGUGGUGUUCCCCAGGAUCAAUUGGAGCUCAAUACCCUGAUAACUAAGCCCUUAAUCAUGACUGUUGACUUCCGUCCCUCGCUCACCUCACCGUGUUGUUGUCGUCACCUCCAUUUCCUUGAGGGAGGAAUGAGAAUGUAAGACACAGUGUUUCUAGAAUGUUGUUACCGGUUUCCGCUUUUAACCAUCUUUCUCAGGGUUUCGUCAUUGGGCGACAGGAAUACUAGAGGUCAAAUGCAAAACUUGCUUUGAACAUUUUACAUUUGUCUCAUUUGAAAUAAAUGUCAGACCAGAACAUUAUUUGAUAUUGAAGACAGAGAAGCAGACAAGAAUUUGCUUUAUUCAUAUCUUGGUGUCUGCACAGUUGUCUGCUUUGUACUUCCAUUGCAUCAUGAACCAAGCUUUCUAUGCUCAAUAAAUUAUUUGAUGCGGUCAGAAGAAAAAGUACAUAUUUAUAUUCUGCACACUGAAUGUUUAAUUAUUGUUGGAUUGGUGUUUUAGCUAACCUGGUGCAACCACACACUAAAUUGACUUAAACAUUUGACUCCUCUUCUAUUAGUUUGUUAUACAAUUUAAAAAAUGUCAGCAGUAGCACAGAAGAGGUUGUUGGUUUUAAAACGUCUGCGGUUGAGAAGUUGAAGGAAAAACCCUGACCUCAAGGCAGCCUCAAGCGGAUGUGUUUUAGAGAUCCCAGUGUUUGGAGCGUGGCUUAGCUCAGCCUUGUGGUAAGCAAGGCAGGUGCCUUUUAUUUCUUAUCUUUGGCCUAAUGUGCAAUUUGCAGCAGCACGGCUGAGUGAUUGGACUAAUUGAUGUUUUCUUGAACACUAGAUAAUGUCAUGGAGUUUGACUCGACUCUGCCCUGUGGAGUUGAGCUGCUGUAUGGGGUGCUAAAUGGCAGCCCUGCUGCAGUGCUGCGCAACCUGAUCGCGGGGCUUGCCUCGAAGUAGCCAGGCAAGCAGGCCAUUAUCACCAGCUAUCACACACGCAGUGGCUGUCCUGUCCCCCGCUUCUGAUAACCAAGACUAUGAUAGGAUUAUAGGAUAUCACCCAAAGAAAUCUGGAGUAAAAUAUUCUGCAAACCUAGAAAUCGGGCAAACUGCCAAAGCUGCUCAAUACCACUGAGACUUAACCAACUGGUCUCAUCAUGGAGCGCAUCGCUUAAAGAGCAAUUACACCACUUUUCAAACUCAUUUUCAAUGUCUACAUAUGUGAAAACCGUGCAUUUCUAUGUUUUAUAGAAAAAAAUAAAGUAAAACAUUUCCACCCGAUGACAUCAAAAGUUAAAAUGUUUUAAAUACUGAGAUUUGCAGUGACGUGGGGAGCAAGAAAAUACCCUCCCUUGGGCUAAAAACUCGUUGCAGGUUUUGAAAAUCACUGUUUAAAAAAAAAAUAGCGUUUAAUCCUACCCUGUGAUGUCACAGAGAAGGUCCUUUCUUCCUUCUUGUUUUAACCACCGAUCAUAGAAACACUGAUUUCACAUAUUAUGUAGAUACUGAUUUGGUGCUGGAGGUAAUGAAUGUGAGGUUGAAAAGUGGUGGAAUUGCCCUUUAAUUAAUGAUGGGAUGAUUGCUGCAAAGGAGUGCUGCUGGAGUUGGACUUGGAUUGUUAUCUGUUAGGGAAUGGGAGGUAGCAAGAGGCCAAUUUGUAUACCAGUGGAGAGUAAUGUUCCUUUCUAUUGUCAAGGCCUGUGCUAGAAUAAUAUCCCGUAUGUCUUUUAAUGUCAGAAAGAUGAAAGCACAUGAAAAGCCCUUGACCUGUCAACUGUUAUUAUGGACUCUUCUUCCCACAUCAAUUGCAAAAACCUUUGUACAGGGAGCAUACUACUCACAAAAUCAGAACAGUGGUGUGCUUCAAAGCUCCUCACCUGAAGUCAUUCUGUGCUCCUUAAUGAAGUCAAGGAAACCCGUCCCAGAGGAGCGGCUGAAGAGGAGACCCUCUUCCACAGAUACUGUAGUCUACAGCUCCUUGGGGGGUUGAGAGUGCCGGCCAACCUUGGCUUAACAGCAAACGGUUUGUUUGCUACCACUGGAGAUACAACUGUAAGUGCCUCCUCUGGGGGGCUUUUAAGUUUAAGCAUUCCCCACAAGGUCAUUGCCAUCCCCAUCGAAGUGCUAUAAAUCACCAGUAGCAGUUAUGUGGAUGUGAUAUGUGACUGUUUGACACCUGCUCAAUGCACUCAGUCCCUCCCCGACGCCGUGUGACGAGUGAAACCCGCAGGCAGUCGUAUAGGGCAGAGCGUGUCAAUGUAAAAGUCCAGGUAAUCACCAUAUCAUCAGAGAUAUCAUCUCUACAGGGAAAAUGGCUCAUCCCAUCUGAAUGAAUUAGUUUUGUCACCAGAGUGUCCGUCGAUGGAGAGGCAAGAAGGAGUGUGUCUAUUGUUGAUUGAGGAUUACCAGGAGGAUGAAACGAGAGCUUCAGAGUAGACUCCAUCAGGAAGUCAAUGACACUGCCCUUUAGAGAGAGGAGAGCAAUAUGGCUGCAAGAAGGAAUGUAAAAAAAACACACACAAAAACUGCCAUGUAUACUGAUUAUAAUUCAUUACAGUGGUUGUAGAAUAUGUCAUUUGCUGUGAAUGUAUGAUGCAAUGAUUUAUUUAAUGCUGGCUCUAUGCUAUUACCAAUGGCUGGUAAUCUUGUAAUCUGGCUAACUGCGUUGGAUUUUCUCUCCAGACACAGUGUCCCCGUGCGUCUAAAGCACUCAUAGUGAAGAAAGAUUUGCUCCUAUUCUUCGCCGUUGGACAGAUAAAACAGUGAGAUUCAUAGCUAAGGCUGCACCAAGUACUAUAAAACCCACAUGGUUGCCCUAUCUCCUGUAGCAUGAUCCAGUUGAAAAGGAAUGAUGAAUGAGUACAUUAUCAAAAUGUACUUUGUUCUACUUAGUGUCCAGUUCUUUCAUCUGAUCGACUUUCAAUCUCUUUCAAAGAUAAGAGGAGUUGGUUCAGUGCCUUAAGUAAGACAAAUGAGGCCUUGUCUUUAAUGAGCACUAAAGCAUGAUAGUCGGGAUCAGAGCCAUAAGAGAGAGAUUCUCUGUCACUCCAACUUUAGGGGAUAGAACUACAGUAGAAGGGUCGACUAUUCUUUGUUAUUUACGGACCGUUGUUUACCUUUUGAAGCUCACUUGUUCUCUAUCACAGACGUGUGUUUGUCAAGCAGCUGCCAAAGUAAUUAUUUAAGUUGUGACCUGGCUAUGGCUUCCCGAUCUAUAACCCAGAAGGUAGCACCAGUUAUUUGGGUGGGUUCCA
This is a messenger RNA of Coregonus clupeaformis (lake whitefish), 5428 nucleotides long. RefSeq names its product transmembrane protein 104-like. The coding region runs from base 580 to 1314 and encodes 244 amino acids. NCBI's taxonomy places the organism in Eukaryota, Metazoa, Chordata, Actinopteri, Salmoniformes, Salmonidae. The transcript is spliced from 10 exons. The record is from RefSeq and is a predicted model, not a curated record.